GAUAAACAAUUAAAUAUUCAUUAAGAAAAAAAAAGAGAAAAAGAUGGCUAUGGAAAAAUUAAUUUCGUGUCUAAUUUUAUUGGCGUUGACCGCAUUUUCAGGAGGGCAUGCUGACCAAGGAAAAGAGUCAUGGGCCAAAAAACUUAGAAAAGGGCACCAAGCAGUAACCACUCUGCAAUUUUACUUCCACGACAAACUGAGUGGAUCAAGCCCAAGUGCGGUCCGGAUUGUUGAGCCCACAAGUGCCAGCAAAUCUCCGACCCGCUUCGGAGUGGUGAUGAUGGCCGAUGAUCCAUUAACAAUUGGGCCUGAUCCAAAAUCUACAGAAGUUGGACGAGCCCGUGGGCUGUAUGGAUCAGCUGGGCAGAAGGACCUGGGCCUUAUCAUGGCCAUGAGUUAUAGCUUUACACACGGCGAAUACAACGGAAGUUCUUUCAGCCUUCUGAGCAUCAACCAUGCUAUGAACCCGGUUCGCGAAUUGGCCGUGGUCGGUGGGACCGGUCAAUUCCGGCUGGCCCGUGGGUACGCGCUGGCCCACACGCAUUCCUUGGAUGUUCCAACCGGAGAUGCCAUCAUUGGUUACAACGUCACCCUUAUUACAAACAAUUGAAUAUCUUCUCUUAAUUCAUUUUAAAAUGUUGGAUUAAUCGAUCAUUGUGGAUAAGGUCUAAUAAUGCUUAGCUUAUUACCACGUAGAAUUGUUAGAGUUGUUUAAUCGGUACAGUUUUUAUAAUUAUUUGUUUUGCAGGAUUUCUAUUUGUCAUUAUUGUAUUCUUAAAGCGACAAUUAUUAGCAAUGAAGCGACAAUUUUGAUGAAGAUGUGAAUCAUAAAGCAAAUUCAAUGCCUUUAGGCAUUUGGGCAUUUCUAAUUCCAGUCUCUAUAAUUUUAUGGUACUCAAUAUUAAAAUAUAAUAUUCGGCAUUCCUAAUUUCAGUCUAUAAUUUUGGGCAUUUCUAAUUGUUAGAAGUGGCUGUACUUGAUACUAUUUCCGUCACGUUGUAAGGUUCCCAUAGCAAAACGGC
Messenger RNA from Cuscuta europaea, 1022 nucleotides. The record is from the annotation of a GenBank genome assembly. Lineage: Eukaryota; Viridiplantae; Streptophyta; Magnoliopsida; Solanales; Convolvulaceae.